Molecule: messenger RNA, 2692 nt
Organism: Chara braunii
Lineage: Eukaryota; Viridiplantae; Streptophyta; Charophyceae; Charales; Characeae
Source: the annotation of a GenBank genome assembly
AGAAACCUGGAAAUGCGAAGAAUUGCCUAUUUUCUGAUUGAGAGAGAAUACUUCUUAUGCAGCACAAGGGAGAGAUAUGCUGACAAGGAACAGAUGGGAAAGUACCUUGGACAGAACAGGGCAGCUGCUAACCAGCUGCAGGCAGACCAGCACACCCCUCAUCUGAGGAUGGCUGGCAACAGUGCAGAGAGGUGCAUUUAUGAUGGCAUUUAUGAUGCAUUUAUGAUGGCAUCGAUGAUGCAUUUAUGAUGGCAUCGAUGAUGGCAUUGAUGGGGCACAUUUGCUUUGUGGGCAGCCAGCACAGAUGGGUGGUGAAAUCAUAAGCACCCAUGGUAGGGGGUGCUCUUAAAGGUUACUGCCACUGACCGAGCUGGACUGGUUCAGGAGUACAGCUUGGGUGAUGUGUGAAUCUCCUGGUUAGUUAAUAACCUUUGUGGUAUCCCGACACAGUGGAAUUUGGAAUUUGCUUACGCUGUGCUUAAAGAAGAGUCAAUCAUUGUUCUCGUAAGUAUCGGUAGCGGUAUGCUUGGACUCUGGUCUGGUCGACCUGAUCAAAGAAACGACCUCUCUCCAGUCCCCAUCUUUGUUCGGCCUUGGCUCGCCAUCUACUUGCUUACUCACCGGCGGAUACCGUCUUUCUUAUUAUGUAUGGUGUGCGUUAUUUGAAAUAGAAUAGAAAUGGGGGCGACGAAACACUGUCACAGCCCCACAUUUCGUGUCCUUUUCUCUCUUUUGGUGUGCGUUAAUUGAAAUAGAAUAGAAAUGGGGCCACAGUUUAUGAAGCUCUGAUGAAAGAUGCUCGCGUUAUGAACAAAUUGAACAGGGUGCAGGUAGGCUGGUACAUCUGACGCGCGGUGGAAUUCUUCACCGGCACAUCCGCCACGGCUAGUAAUGUUUUUCAGUAGAUCCGUAAGCUAUAAGGAUUCAUCAUGGUGUGGCGGGAGAUGGCAUGCGGUCGCAAGACCUUGCAGGCUGCCUGGAGUGGCAGUUGGAUGGUCGCCUAUGGCCAUCGCCGUCGUGGAGAAUGCUGCAUCGCCAAUGCCGUAGAACUGCAGAAGAUAGGGUGCUUGGCGGCAAGCACGCGGGCUUUCAUUGCGGAUUCGGACGAUCGCCCAUGUUCGUCCGUGUGCCACAGGUACGAGGUGAGCGGUGGAGUGGCGCAGGAGGGCUGGUUGCGAAUGAGCUCUGCUGAAACCUCUGCCUCCGUCAAUCGUGCAUGGUCACCUCGUUGGCCCAGCGAUAAAUGUCGGCAGAAAAUGCCGAAGAGCACGGCCCGGCCACAGGCAAGUCAACCGGUUGACCGGAAUGCUGGCAACAUGUCUGAUUGCUUCAAGUUGUUGAUGCAGCUUCAGGAGGCGUGGCACUGCUCUUUAAGCAGCAGGGCUUGGCACCACAUGGCCGCCUUUCGUCCCCACUCAGCUGUUUCGCAUGGAGCGUGUGCUCUCUAUUGUUCUCCUAGGACGUCAAUGUCUUCUCGAUACCUCCGUUCGAUGCAUUCCCUUGCUUAUGAGGAGUAUGAGGUUGGCCCCAAGGGGGUGCGGAGGGUCCGCGGUGGACGGGGCAUGCAUGAAGAUGCUGCAGCUGACACAGAAGAGGCGGAGGUUGCCCCCUCGGCGCCCAAGGCAUCCUCGUCAAGAAAGGGAACAGGCGAAAGACGGAUAACGCUGACCGCCCUUGUGGUGCAUGGGCUAUUUGGUUCCGGCCGCAACUGGCGCACAGUGUCGCGAGCAAUAGCGGAGGCUGCGGUCACACAGACAAUUAAGGAGACACGGCGCGAUGGGGACAAGCCUGUGGUCCCGACGUGGCGGCUUCUGCUUGUGGAUAUGCGCAAUCAUGGGCGAUCGACUGGACUUCCGGGGUUCGAUCCUCCACACGACAUUCGCGCCGCAGGCCAAGAUCUCAUCGACUUAUUCCGGCACGGCACGCAGUCUCAGUGGCCGGAGCUCGUAAUGGGCCAUUCGCUUGGAGGAAAGGUUGUGCUUGAAUAUACUCAGGCAUUGGCAGAGGAGACAAACGGGAAGCUGGCUGCUGCACAGAUGCCUCAGCAGGUCUGGGUUCUGGACUCUAUUCCAGGUCCGGGGCCUGCUCCCGACCCCGAGUGCAAAGGAAGCGUGGAAAGAGUGCUUAGUGUAUUGGAGGGCCUCCCCAAUCCCAUGCCUUCAAGAAGGUGGUUUCAAGAGCAUAUUACGGAACGGGGGUUUUCCGUCGGCCUUGCGGAGUGGCUCGGGACGAAUCUGGUCAGAAUAGACCCUGAGAAAGAGGAAGUCGCGUGGAAUUUCGAUAUUCCUGGAGUCACGGAGAUGUUCCAGUCGUACAGGAGGGAAAAUUAUAUGGCUCUUCUCGAAAAGCCGCCCGCAGGAACGAGGAUAGACUUUGUGCGAGCAGCGCGGAGCGACAGGUGGCUUCCAGAUGUCGUAGCCGAGCUCGAGGCUGCUGCGAGACGAGAUGCACCUUUGAGGAAAGUCAAAGAUGUUAUCCCUUUUCAUCAGCGCCCCGGUACCAUCGGUUACCACGUCCUGGAGAAGGCUGGUCAUUGGCUGCACGUGGACAAUCCGGGAGGGCUACUGAAACUGAUGGUCCCUUCUUUUGUCCGAUUAGCGCAGGAAAAGGGAGCAGCGGAGGUGGAAAAGGGAGCAGAGUCCCUCAGUAGAAGAUAGGAAGGAAGAGGGGCCAAUGAAAAAAGCAUCUUCCG